AUGGAGGCUGCCAGUGCAGCCGAUGAACCGGAUGCGCCCCCGGAUGGCCGGCGUCGUGCUUUCACCAGGCCCAUGUCCGCCCACGGUACCGGCUCACCGCCGUUUGUCCGUGUCUCCGCUGGAGCUUCUGGAGCUUCUGGAGCUGCUGCUGCGACUCCUCUUCUUCCUACUGUUUCUAAGAGGAGGGCCUCUACCAUGUCGGGUCUUGCUGCAGAGGCCGCUGCAGUCGCUGCUGCUCACGGCACCUUUCCGGCCUCUGGACACCACAUCGAUCCUAGCCAGGCCCAGACUGCCGGUGGAGAAGUCGUCGAAACGCUGUAUUCCCACCCUUCCGCAAAAAUCAUCUCUUUCUCCGCGGGUGCCCGCAACUUUGUCGAGAUUGGCAGCGCCCACAGUCGCAGCCGUAACAGUCGCCGGAGCAUCAGCUCCAUCGAGGACGACAUAGAGCCCGGCACCCUGCCAUGGAACUCGCAGUUCGAGCGUACCAUCGCCGUCAACGCUCUCUCCAUCUACCGCGCACCCGGCUCGGUCGCCUUCCUGAGCUGUGGAAGCGCACUCCAGCCUAUCCUGCCCAAGAGCCAGUGCUGGUGCAUUGACGAGGAAUCGAGCAAGUUCAUCCUACAAAUCCGACGGCCACAGUACUGGCGCAUCGAAAUACCCGUUGGCGACAGUGGCGAGAACGACGAGCGGGCCCGUCGCUUUCGCGAGGUCUUGGAACAAGUGCUUCAGUUCGAGAAGACGCCGUGUCCGUUCAAGCGCGCCUUCACCGUCGAGCUCCCUGAGCGGCCAUCGACACCGCUGAAGAAGCGGCCAUGGACGCCGGUGAGACGAGCUGAGAGCGACGUCUCCUACACGCCCCCGACGUCUUCCAGCCUGGCAUCACUCUCAAAGCCCCGCCAGCAGCCGCGGCGGAGGUCGUUGUCGCCGGUGCCCCGACGCAAAUCCCCAUCCGUCUCGCCGCCAUCACAGUUUGCAACUCCCGUCAGGCCAUCACAGCCGCUGGAGUUUACGCAACGCGAAUGGGCAGCAAUGCUGCAGGAACAGACCAAGGCUGCCGAGGAGUUUGACGAGGACGGCCGGCGACUCGUGCCAGCCUUGGUGGCAGAACACGAGCGCAUCAUCAUGGAGGUGAAGGCGAGUGAAAUCGAGGUGAACAAGAUGGGCACGCCCUGGAAGAACAACGGGGGGACUUGCACCCCGUCACCUGCUGAUCGGCGAGGUGGUGGUGGUGGUGGGUCGAGGGACAGGGCUCUGUCGUUGGCUAGCGACAUCUCUGUCAUGAGGCAGGGUGGCUGGUCGAGUGCUGACCGGAAGUGGUCCGAGGUUCUGGACUCGGACCUAUCCACAAACGAUUCCGGCAGUCCAUUUAACAGCGUCCGCUCUUGGCUCUCGCCGGGCAGAACCCUGCCGCCGUCGUCGCCGCCGUCGUCGGCCGGCUCAUUAGCUGCCUUUCCGACAGGCCCAGAAAAUGCGCUACCAGGCCUCGCAUCUUUAUUUCAGGACACUCGGAAGGUUAUCGACAGCACUGGUGACAGCACUGGUGCUACAAAGCCGUUGGAGGGAGAAGAAAUACAGAAAGGGCUGCUGCAGCUACAAGAACAACAAGCCGGUGAGCAGCAGCAGCAAGAACCGCAGCCACAACCACAACAAUCGCGUAUCCGUCACCGGGCGACGACGUCCAGCAUAUCGGUCACAACGUCGAGCAUAUCGGUCACAACGUCGAGCAUAUCGGUGUCGAGACUAUCGUCUCUCCCUCCCGCUGUCAACAUACUUACGCCGGCUCGACACCUGCGGGGUGUCACCAGCUCCGGACGGGCCUCCACGCGGCUCGAAGCCAUGCGUCGCAUUCCAGGCUCCAUCAUGUACAGGGUCAUGGAAAUCCUGCUGGCACCGCCGAGCUACCUGAUCACGCUGAUGCUCAGGGUUGCUGCGCGCAUCAUCUCGGGCGAAUGGCGCGGGUCCGCCGUUGGCACCACGGACGCUGGCGAGAGCAUUCCCGUGCAGUGGGACUACACUGAUGUCGACGACCCACUCGGGCACAAGUCGGGGCUGCGCUGGCGCAGAGCCUUCAACAACCUCAGCGUCUACUCUGAGGCCGAUGUGGAGGACGUCACUGAGGGCGAGAGAAACGGAGACGACGGCAAUGGCAAGCUUUCUCCCUCGUCCACCCCCAAGGGGAAGUCCACGACUGUCGAUGAUGAGACGCUGUCCGAUGUCGGGGAAGAUCGCCUUGUCUGGACUCGGCGCUGGGCUGUUGAUUAA
This is a messenger RNA of Grosmannia clavigera kw1407, 2262 nucleotides long. RefSeq lists its product as uncharacterized. The transcript has 2 exons. Lineage: Eukaryota; Fungi; Ascomycota; Sordariomycetes; Ophiostomatales; Ophiostomataceae. The coding region runs from base 1 to 2262 and encodes 753 amino acids. The record is from RefSeq and is a predicted model, not a curated record. Gene Ontology annotation, cellular component: extrinsic component of intraperoxisomal membrane. Gene Ontology annotation, biological process: peroxisome inheritance.